AAAACCAGCCCCGAUUACCAAGGUAUAUUAAGAGAUGCCCAAUGUAGUUCAACCUACUAAAUGUACAGCUCAGAUAAAAAUAAAUAUUGCGGAGUAAAAGCAACGCUAGAUGGUGAAUAUUGGCUACGACGCUACACAAACAGAAGCUCCUCGAUGAGUAACGCCACUCGAGCUAUUAUAGAAUAUUUCCUACAGAACGAAGUUGACCUUAUCUAUGAGAUAACCCGGAUGAUCGAUGAAUUACCAGGUUUUAUCGGACUCUGCUUUCCUUCCGCCUGUAGCCGCAGGGACGUUUCAAAAUUCUUCAACUUUAUGACUCCUGUUCUACGAGCAUUUCUGGCGAUUAGCGUAAACUUCACUGUUGGAUCUUGCGAGACCCGAGAAGAUAUCAAUAAUCGUCCUAUACCAGAUACAGCCAUAAUGUUCCUGUGUUUCGUUGUGCUUCUUUGUUGCUUUUGCAUAUUCGGCACAAUCAGUGAUUACAUGUCAACUAAGAAUAAUUCAAUGAUGUCCGUGGUCCGUUGUUUCUCAGUACGAGCCAACUAUGCCAGCCUUUGGCGGGAAGAGGCAUGCCCACUUCGGCGAAUGUUACAUGGACUCAGAGGCAUGGCUGUAGUCUGGUUCAUUACCGGAAACUUUGUCUAUCUUCAUUCAGUGAUGCUGACGAGGAACAUGCUCCUCUUAAAGGACAUGAUCAAAGACCUCGUUAUUACGUUCGUGCUGAACUUUUCGCUCGCCGAGGACACGAUUAUCUUCGUCGCGGCAGUCUUCUUUGCAUUUGAAUUGGAACAAAAAGGAGCAUCAAUUCGCGGCGUCGUUUGUUGCUGUUUGUACAUAGUCCUACAUAUGUUAUCGCUCAUAGCGUUCUGUAUGGGCUUCGUCUUGCUUUUACUGCCCCACCUAGGACAAGGGCCAUCGUGGUCGUUCGAAAUGUCGAGAUUCACCACCGGCUGCGCAGAACAUUGGUGGAAAAAUCUUCUCAUGAUUAACAAUUUCGUAUCACGAAAACAACAGUGUAUUGAACAACUAUGGUUGCCAUCUUUUCUCGUACAAUGCUCUUUCGUCGGGGCAGCCCUCGUCUACUUCUUAAUAACGCGACCUGUCUUUGGAAGGCUGUUAACUUUGGUAACGAUCUUGAGUUCGGCCCUAGUCACUGUGACAAUUACGCUCACUUUUGACUCGGGGCCCACUCUGUUGCUUAGAGAAUACAAAGCUGGGACUCGGCACGUAUAUUUCGACGAAGUGUACACGAAAAUUUAUACGAGGGGUGGCGUUUUCUUCGUGGGCGUCUACCUUGGCCUUUUUCUCUCAAAAUACAAAUCUCUCAAUGUUUCGAAGUGCGAUAACGCGAUAGGCUGGCUGUUGACGGUGGCUGUUUCAAUGGCCCUCAUAUAUUCAACGUACUAUUGGAACCGUGGGCUAAAGCUACCGACCUCAAUGGAGGCUGCAAUAUUUGCUGGACUUCAUCGGCUCGUCUGGUGUGGACCUCUACUCUUUAUGUGUCUUUCCUGUGCCGUUGGAUAUGCCCGAUUGAUCCUCUGGAUGUUAUCAUGGCGAAUAUGGGCCAUUUUCUCGCGCCUCACCUAUUGUAUGCUGUUAUCACACGCUUAUGUGAUCCUGUACUCAAACGGCAUAGCCCGCUCUCCAUUUUUCUUCUCGUAUGAUUAUUUGUCCUACCUGGUACUGCAUCAUGUCGUAUUCGCCAUAUUGGUCUCUAUCAUUUUGUCGCUACUUGUUGAAAAACCCGUAACGGAGCUACUGAAGUUGUGCGGCCUUCGGCCUUUUGAGGCUCAAAGAGUGUCACAAGCGUCAGAGCCUCCUCAGCCCAAGCCGACCCUCCAACCCAUUCUCAUAGUGGCUCAAAAGCCCAAGAGACGUAGCAACGACACUGUUAAUAACAGAGAAACUUGCUUCGAACUCAGGUAACCAUAUGGCAACAAACUACUUAAGUUAAUCAUUGACUGGCAGCUAAAGACAUAAGUUAUCCUAGCAACGUAGUCGGCUUCGUCCGAAAAAAACGUUACCACUUCAUCUAAUUACGCCUUCGACGAGAGUAGCCGGCUGAACCAAAUACAAUUGUUCGACUCGUUUGAAUCAGACAUUACACACGAUAUGAUAACUUCUCCGGUGGCCAA
Molecule: messenger RNA, 2135 nt
Organism: Varroa destructor (honeybee mite)
Lineage: Eukaryota; Metazoa; Arthropoda; Arachnida; Mesostigmata; Varroidae
Product: O-acyltransferase like protein-like
Source: RefSeq, a predicted model, not a curated record